AUGGCCGAGGCCGCGGAAGGAGCCAUCCCUGGGGUCGUUCCGCCCGGAAGCCCAACGGAUGCGACAACCGCGGAGAGUGCAGGAAACAAAUUUCAACAUGCAAUCUUGGCGUGGAGGAGCGUCGACUUGACGACCUUGACUUCGAGCUUGGACAGCACGGCGUCUGAGAUUGUGACAUAUCAACGUGACUCGACCAUACAACGCAAGGAGCUGGCGCAGAAAACGAAAGAAUUUCGAAAACUGGAUGAUGCGAGCAAGUUGACUGAGAUGAAGGGGCUUUUGAAAGCUUAUCAAAACUUUAUUGAUCUCUUGACAAAUCACUCCAAGUCGGUCAAUUCCGCCUUUUUGCGGGCGUACACGUCCCUAUCCGAAGCACCGGACCCUUACCCGCUCCUCGAGGCGUCGGUAGACUCCAUGCUAGUGGCUGAGGAGACGGUGCCGCAACUUGGCGAAGAAAACAAGAAUCUGCAACAAAAUGUGUCCAUGUUGACGUCGCAGCUGGAGGAGGCCGAAUCAAUGCUCCAGUCGGAGCAGGUGGCUAGAAAAGAAGUCGAGGAUGCUUUUGAAACUCGGGUGAAAGAGGCAGAAUCGUCUUGGAGUGCAGUCAUGGACGAGAAGAAAGACAACUGGGAAGCGAAGGAAAGGAGCUUGAUGGAGAAGUUGGAGAACCAGGAACGACUCUUGAACGAGAUGCGCGCAAGUUACGAAGUCAACCAGCGACUGGGCAAAACGGGCGAAAACCAAGAUGGCCAUGGAAGCAAAGCAUCAAGCGCCGAGCUCGACAUGCUUCACUCAGACAUUGAGCGAACCAGCUCCAGACUAGCCGAGGUGGAAGCGCGCAAUGAGCGACUGAGGCUGGAGCUGGCGCAAGCCAAAUCGACCGUUUCGUCACAGCCCGAAAAAUCGCUCGAGGAUGAUCCCGGUUACAUGCGCGUGAGGGCGGAAAACUCAUCCUUGAUCAGGAAAUUGAACGCGUCCAGGAUGGAAAAAGAGAGCAUGAAACGCGACAUGGACUCGCGGCUGCGAGGGAUGAAGCGCGAAACGGUGCAUCUACAAGAAGAAAAGGAAGCACUCAAGGCAAAAGUACAAAAAUGGAAUGAUUACGAAGACAUCAGGCAGGAGCUGGAGGUGCUCAAGAGCAUCGAAUUCUCUACAGGGGACGACGACGACACCCGGGAAAGAACCGACGCCGGCAAGGAUGGAGGAGAUUCGCUGGAAAAGCUGCUGCUGUCACGGAAUAAAAAGCUCGGGGACGAGCUCACCAUCCUUCGCGUCUCUCACCAAGAUCUCCAGCAGCGGCUUGAGGAGAUGCAGGAGGAGUUUUCGAAGACGAAUGCCGAGCUGGAAAAGUCACGGGUCCUCAAUCAACAAUUGGAGGAAGACUUGGAGAAUAUCCACGCCGAGGGAGCCAAUGCUUUCCCGUCCGGAGCGUCGAUAUCAGGCACAUACGUCAGCAGAGCGCCGCAAACAACCAGAAAGGGAGGGAGGCUAUCUCCGACUUCGUCCAUCAUCAGCGGCCUGGAUGGGCGUGGCGGAUCAGGAGAGCGGGAGCCGGUAGGAGGAGGCUCAGGCAUCCUGCCGAUGGUGACGGCCCAAAGGGAUCGGUUUAGAAAGCGAAACAUUGAGCUUGAGCAGGAACUGUCCGGGAGUCACCGAACCGUGCAGCAGCUGCGUCAAGAAGUGGCCGCUUUGCAGAAGGACAACCUCAACCUGUACGAGAAGACGAGAUAUGUGUCAACGUACAACCGCGGCGGCGCCGCCAAGGCAACGUCCUCGUCUGCGUACUCGCCGAACCCGAAUCCGUCCAGCGUCUCCUUGGGGCCGACUGGGAACCCCGGAAUUGCCAUGGAUAGGUACCGCCAAGCGUACGAGUCCAAGAUCUCGCCUUUUGCGGCAUUUCGCGGGCGCGAGUCGGCUAGGGCAUAUCACAGGAUGAGCCUGCCCGAGAGGGCCAUCUACUCCAUCACGCGCAUGGUUCUGGCAUCCCGCACGAGCCGAAAUUUAUUUGCAGCAUAUUGCGUGGCGCUUCACCUGCUCGUCUUUCUUGCCCUGUACUGGCUAGGUACCGCGGAUGCUGAGAAGUAUGCGAGGGGCUUGGACUCUGCUCUAGCCACAGCUGCCGUGCCGGGUUCAGGGCUGGCCGCCGGAGGCACCAAGUCGAACGGGAAGCAAGACGGCUUUGCUGGACACUAG
This is a messenger RNA of Ustilaginoidea virens, 2193 nucleotides long. RefSeq lists its product as uncharacterized. Gene Ontology annotation, cellular component: Golgi membrane. Bases 1 to 2193 code for a protein of 730 amino acids. The record is from RefSeq and is a predicted model, not a curated record. The transcript has 3 exons. NCBI's taxonomy places the organism in Eukaryota, Fungi, Ascomycota, Sordariomycetes, Hypocreales, Clavicipitaceae. Gene Ontology annotation, biological process: intra-Golgi vesicle-mediated transport.